Gigantopelta aegis is the source of this 1615-nucleotide messenger RNA. RefSeq names its product tubulin beta-4B chain-like. The transcript is spliced from 4 exons. The record is from RefSeq and is a predicted model, not a curated record. Bases 101 to 1441 code for a protein of 446 amino acids. Gene Ontology annotation, cellular component: cytoplasm; microtubule. Gene Ontology annotation, molecular function: structural constituent of cytoskeleton; GTP binding; GTPase activity. Lineage: Eukaryota; Metazoa; Mollusca; Gastropoda; Neomphalida; Peltospiridae. Gene Ontology annotation, biological process: microtubule cytoskeleton organization; mitotic cell cycle.
UAUACACACAGGCAGUAACGGUUAAAGAGGGCGGCUGGUUCAGGCGUUGGGGCAUUUUCAGUUGUCGGCGGUUCAGAAAAUAUCUACACAAACAAUCAAAAUGAGGGAAAUCGUCCAUAUUCAAGCCGGACAGUGUGGAAACCAGAUCGGAGCAAAGUUCUGGGAAGUGAUCUCCGACGAGCACGGCAUCGACCCAACCGGCACCUACCACGGCGACUCCGACCUCCAGUUGGAGAGAAUCAACGUCUACUACAAUGAAGCUACAGGAGGUAAAUAUGUUCCCCGUGCUGUGUUGGUCGACUUGGAGCCCGGAACUAUGGACUCCGUGAGAUCCGGACCUUUUGGUCAGAUCUUCAGACCAGACAACUUUGUGUUCGGUCAGAGCGGUGCUGGCAACAACUGGGCCAAAGGUCACUACACAGAGGGCGCUGAACUCGUAGACUCAGUUCUUGAUGUUGUCCGCAAGGAAGCUGAAAGUUGCGAUUGUCUUCAAGGAUUCCAGCUGACACACUCGCUAGGUGGUGGCACAGGUUCCGGUAUGGGCACCCUGCUCAUCAGCAAGAUCCGCGAAGAGUACCCAGACAGAAUCAUGAACACAUUCUCAGUCGUCCCAUCACCAAAAGUAUCAGACACAGUUGUGGAGCCCUACAACGCUACCCUCUCAGUCCAUCAGCUGGUUGAGAACACAGACGAGACAUACUGUAUCGACAACGAGGCUUUGUACGACAUCUGCUUCCGUACCCUGAAACUGACCACCCCAACCUACGGUGACUUGAACCAUCUGGUGUCUGCUACCAUGUCCGGAGUCACAACCUGUCUCAGAUUCCCUGGUCAACUGAACGCUGAUCUUCGUAAACUGGCAGUCAAUAUGGUUCCAUUCCCACGUCUCCACUUCUUCAUGCCAGGCUUUGCCCCACUCACCUCCCGUGGAAGCCAGCAGUACCGCGCCCUGACAGUCCCUGAGCUCACCCAGCAGAUGUUCGAUGCCAAGAACAUGAUGGCUGCCUGCGAUCCACGUCAUGGCCGUUAUCUCACUGUUGCCGCCAUAUUCCGUGGCCGCAUGUCCAUGAAAGAGGUUGAUGAGCAGAUGUUGAAUGUCCAGAACAAGAACAGCAGCUACUUCGUCGAAUGGAUCCCCAACAACGUAAAGACAGCCGUCUGCGACAUCCCACCACGUGGUCUCAAGAUGUCAUCUACCUUUAUCGGCAACAGCACUGCCAUCCAGGAGCUAUUCAAGCGAAUCUCCGAGCAGUUCACCGCCAUGUUCAGGCGAAAGGCUUUCCUCCAUUGGUAUACUGGUGAGGGUAUGGAUGAGAUGGAGUUCACUGAGGCAGAGUCCAACAUGAACGAUUUGGUCUCAGAGUACCAGCAGUACCAGGAUGCCACCGCCGAAGAGGAGGGGGAGUUUGACGAGGAGGAGGGCGAGGCUGAUGAUGCCUAAUCUAGUCAAAAGUCACAUCAAUCACAAUCAUCUCACGCAAUUCAAGUGGAAACGUUUGACAAUAUACAUUUACUAUAAACAUUGCAUUUUAUACUUACUUGGAAACUAUACACCCAAAAUUGAUGUAACCAAAGAUACUUACAGCAAUACACACGUUUAAGUGAUUACACCUCA